Drosophila eugracilis is the source of this 2590-nucleotide messenger RNA. It is a transcript of the gene Mapmodulin, whose product is annotated as acidic leucine-rich nuclear phosphoprotein 32 family member A. The coding region runs from base 398 to 1507 and encodes 369 amino acids. NCBI's taxonomy places the organism in Eukaryota, Metazoa, Arthropoda, Insecta, Diptera, Drosophilidae. The record is from RefSeq and is a predicted model, not a curated record. The transcript is spliced from 7 exons. Gene Ontology annotation, cellular component: nucleus. Gene Ontology annotation, molecular function: histone binding.
AAUAUCUAUGGUAUCGAACAAACAUCGAUUUUUGUUCCAGCUCUAGCGUUUUGCUUUGGUUGAAAAUACAAUUAAAAAUUGAUUCCGAAGUAUUUAAAUAUUCUGCAUCGCCAGCCAUAAAAAUCUGCGAAAAGCGAGCGGUGGCGGCAUCGAAAAUACCGAAAGAAGCACAAAAAGAAGAAAAAUUUGCAAAGCUGCGUCUGUGUAAGUGAGCGUGUGCGAGCGCGCGAGUGUGUGAGUGCGAGUCUUUUUUGCCUUUGGUGCGUGCGCUGUUUUUCGUAGGGAGCCCACCAACAAAAAAGGAAAAGAAAACACACAAAAACACAAGAAAUCGGCAAAGGAAAAAGGAAUCCAAAGCGACCAUCCAAAAAACACAAAACAAACAAGUGCCGCUGCAAUGGAGAAAAGAAUAGAACUGGAGCGACGCGCACGCAAAGUAAAUCAGAUCACAGAACUUAAUCUGGACAAUUGUCGGAGUACAAGCAUCGUUGGCCUUACAGACGAAUACACCGCCUUGGAAUCGCUAAGCUUGAUCAAUGUGGGCCUCACCACACUUAAAGGUUUCCCCAAACUGCCCAACUUGAAGAAGCUGGAACUUUCCGAUAAUCGGAUUUCGAGCGGCCUCAACUAUCUGACCACCAGCCCCAAACUGCAAUAUCUGAACUUGUCCGGUAACAAGAUAAAGGAUCUGGAAACCCUAAAGCCCCUGGAGGAAUUUAAAAACCUGGCUGUGCUGGAUCUGUUUAAUAACGAUGCCACUCAGGUGGACAAUUAUCGCGAGAAGAUCUUUAAAAUGCUACCAUCGUUAAGCUACCUGGAUGGUUUUGAUUUAAACGAUGAGGAGGCGCAAUCUGACGACGAUGAUGAUGACGAGGUCAACGGCAACGAUUCCGACGAAGAAGGAGAUAAGCGAAAUGCAUUCUGUUUGAAUGGUUUAGAAAUUGAUUUAGACGAACUCGAAGAGUUGGAACAGCGAGUCAAGGCGAAAAAGAGUUUGCAGGACAAACCGCCUCCAAAAUCGGAGGAUCCAGAAGUAGACGAGUUAGAUGAGUACCUGAAAGAGUUGCAGCUUAGAGAAUCCACAGUUGCUGCAACCAAUGAACAAUCUGUAAUAAAGGCGAGCCAACAGCCCCCUAGCAGCAACCUCAACUUAAAUUUCGCUAUCCUGCUGUAUUGGGUUUUAGCCAUUUUAAACCUGGCCAAUGCCACAUAUUUUUCCGGGGACGACGAUGACGAGGAGGGCGACAGCGAUGAUAGCGACGAGGAGGACAAUGGCGAAGUGUCUUUGUCACAGGUGUACAAUGACGAUUUGGAAGAGGAUAACUCUGACUGGGAAGGCGAUGGCGACGGUGGCGAAGACGACGAGGAUGAGGAUUCCGAUAUUGAUGAUGCCGAUGGUGAUGCUAAUGAAUCAGCUGCAUCAGUAAAUGCCAAGGAAGACAAGGAUGGCGAAAAGGCAGAAGACGAAUCGCAAGUCCGGGGCAAGAAAAGAAAGCAUGAUGGUUAAAUCCUCGAUCUUUCGCUGUAUCGUCUUAGUACGUUAUAAAUUAAAAUACACACCCACACAUACACACAAAACAAAUACACAGCCACACACAUCAUAUUUUGAUAGAAAAAGAUGAUUAACUUUUUAGGAAGCCCACAAUUUGUUUCUCUAAAAUGUAAGCUAAAGAAAAUGAAAAAUGACAAAAAAAAAAAAAAAAAAAAAACACAAACGGCCCAAAACAAGAAACACAGAACACAUAAGGAGGAGCAAAAUGAACGUAAUAAUCAAACAAAGCAAAAUAAAAGAAAAUAUAAUUUUAAGCGAGAAAAACCAAGGGGAAUACAAGAGAAACCAAGCAAAAAACCAAUAAAACGCAUGACUAUAGCCUCAUCCGAACCCAAGUUCAAGUUCCAAUUUUAACACCUUCGUCAGUUGGAUUUUUAAUAUGAAAUCCGCUUCACAUUGUAAAAUUUCUUAGCCCUAAAUAUAAAAACAACCUGUACAAUUUUUAACCUCCUAACGUCUUGCUCUUAAAUUUCAACCACUAAUUGGAUAGCAAAAAAACAAAUCACAGCUUUCCGACAGAGUUAAAUAUUUUAUUUGUACAACUGCGGCUUUGUCAACGUUUCGCGUGAAAACGAUCACACAAUUACUGCUAAGAACUUUUAACUAACUUAAGUCAUUCCUUCUUUGAAUACGCAUAAGUUAAGCAAAAUCCAAUUUCACGAUCACUUUCUACGCAAGGUGAUUUACCCACAUUUUCAUUGUUACCCACCUCCCCCCGACAUAUAUACACUUUAUCCACGUCUCCCUAGGCGUAAAGCACUCGACAUUGAGCAUCCCAAAUUGUUUUCCUUUAUGUACUUUUAAGUAAACUUCUUACCAUAUACCGAAAUGUUUCCACUUAUUCAACGGCAGUAGAAUGUUUUCAUUGAAUGUGGCGAGUACAUCGAGCACACAAACAAUUUUAGAAAAGAUUUUUCUUUAAAUAAACAAUUAUAAAACCAAUUAUUAUUAAAACAGGAACCCGAAUAUUUAAUGAGAUGAGAAGUGUCUGUACCAGCCCAUUGAAACUGAAAUACAUAAAACUAAAUCAUUUUAAAA